AUGGCGUCGCAGUACUACCAAGAAAUGCAAGAGAGCUUCAAAAAUAACAGCAAAAGUCGAGAAUUCCCGGCUCACACCGCGAAGGUCCACUCGGUGGCGUGGAGUUGUGAUGGCAGGAGACUCGCCUCUGGGUCUUUUGACAAAACAGCCAGCGUUUUUGUUCUCGAAAAGGACCGUUUGGUGAAAGAGAACAACUACAGAGGUCAUGGUGACAGCGUAGAUCAGCUCUGCUGGCAUCCGACCAACCCUGAUCUGUUUGUCACAGCAUCUGGAGACAAGACCAUCCGCAUAUGGGACGUCCGCACCACCAAAUGCAUUGCCACCGUCAAUACAAAAGGAGAAAACAUCAACAUCUGUUGGAGCCCUGAUGGUCAGACUAUCGCUGUUGGCAACAAAGAUGACGUGGUGACCUUCAUCGACGCCAAGACUCAUCGCUCCAAGGCGGAGGAACAGUUCAAGUUCGAGGUGAACGAGAUCUCCUGGAACAACGACAACGACAUGUUCUUCCUCACAAACGGCAACGGCUGCAUCAAUAUUCUGAGUUAUCCAGAGCUGAAGCCCAUCCAGUCCAUCAACGCUCACCCGUCCAACUGCAUCUGCAUCAAGUUCGACCCCACAGGAAAAUACUUUGCCACAGGAAGUGCAGACGCCCUGGUCAGCCUGUGGGAUGUGGAGGAGCUGGUGUGUGUCCGCUGCUUCUCCAGGUUAGACUGGCCGGUGAGGACUCUGAGUUUCAGUCAUGACGGCAAGAUGUUGGCUUCGGCCUCCGAGGAUCACUUCAUAGACAUCGCUGAGGUGGAAACAGGAGAGAAGCUGUGGGAGGUUCAGUGUGACUCUCCAACAUUUACUGUCGCCUGGCACCCAAAGAGGCCGCUGCUGGCCUACGCCUGCGAUGACAAGGAGGGCAAGUACGACAACAACAGAGAGGCGGGCACCGUCAAACUGUUCGGCCUCCCCAACGACUCCUGAGACAAGUUUGUACCUGUACAAAGUAGUUUGCUCUCUCGUGUCUUAGCGACCAUAAGAAGUUGAGCAAAGUGAAGGAGGCAUCACAAGGGAACAAAAAUAUUCUGUAGAGCCCAGAGGAUGCUGCUGCUCAGUCUCCUAAAGCAGCAGUAACCUUGAGCCACCAGCAGAUGGUGCAGCUGCCCUAACCUUCCUUUAACAACCAGCUUCAUUCCCCUGUUUUUAUACACAGAUAAAAACACAACUCCCUGUGCUGUAAUAUAUUGUUUUUAUGUAAAAUACGCAUUGUUUUUGAUAUUAAAACUGGUCUCUUUGUA
This is a messenger RNA of Seriola dumerili (greater amberjack), 1283 nucleotides long. RefSeq names its product THO complex 3 (gene thoc3). Gene Ontology annotation, molecular function: protein binding. Gene Ontology annotation, biological process: mRNA export from nucleus. Gene Ontology annotation, cellular component: THO complex part of transcription export complex. Bases 1 to 969 code for a protein of 322 amino acids. The transcript has 6 exons. The record is from RefSeq and is a predicted model, not a curated record. Lineage: Eukaryota; Metazoa; Chordata; Actinopteri; Carangiformes; Carangidae.